This is a messenger RNA of Funneliformis geosporum, 1209 nucleotides long. Lineage: Eukaryota; Fungi; Glomeromycota; Glomeromycetes; Glomerales; Glomeraceae. The record is from the annotation of a GenBank genome assembly.
AUGAAAAGAUAUAUCCUCUUCACUAGCUUUUUCAUAUGUAGCUUGAUUACUACAAUUUCCGCAGGCAUUUGUUAUGACAAUCCUCAUCGUAAUGUGAAUAAGUUGGUUAAAGUACAAUGUGAAGAGGAAUAUGAGGUUUUUAAAAGGGAUGCACCCAAAUCACCAGAUGAUUCAAUGUUUGAAUUUACAAUAGAAUGUAUAUCAACAGAGGAAGUUUGCAUAAAAGUUAAAAAUGAAUUUGAAAAGGCAGGAAAAGAAAUUGCCAAAACCAUAAGAUUUAAUACACCAGUUAAAGUUAUCGCCGCAUUUCAUGAUUUUUGCGACAUACCAGAACAAACAAAAGAUUGUCAAUUAAUAAUUGGGCAAGCUGGUGCGACACGCUUUAUUUCUAUGAAAGAUGAUGAUGGUAUAAAUAGAUUAUACCCUCAACCUUUAGUGAAACAAUUUCAAUUCGAGAAGCAUCCAAAAUUUACUGAUUUUGAUAUUUUUGCCGACUUCAAUGCAAAUACAUCUUUUUGGUUUGAGGGGGAUCCAAAAAUCCAAACCACUCAAGUUGAUUUUAAAACGGUCGUGGUUCAUGAAAUGAUUCAUGGGUUGGGAUUCUUUAAUGCAUAUUCACAAUAUACAGGUUAUAAUGCUACAAUACCUCUUAACGUUAAACUUGAUGAAGAAAAUAGUUUUAAUAAUUUAAAUGAAAUCGUUGAGAACGGUAUGUUUUUGGAAUUCGCGAUGGAUAAAUAUACGGUGUUGCUUAAAGAUGGAACUCCGAUCUCCUAUUUUUUUAAGAAAUUAAAUUCUUAUUUCGUACAGUUCAAUUCAACAAGUAUUAAUACUACUGAUUUCAUCAAUUCACCACAAUUUAAAAUUGCCGAAAAAUUAUAUGAACUUUCCAUCACACCCUUAACUAUUGGAGUUUUGCCAAAGGGGGCUGUCAAUUAUAAAAACGCCAUACCUUUAGAAACUUCCAUAACCGAAUUUAAUGCAGGAUCUACUUUAGGUCACGUUGACUUCUUUACAUUUUAUAAUACAGCAGACUUUUUAAUGGUAGCUUCUGCGGAAACAUGGGUCGGAUUAACGGCUCAAGAACUGGUGAAGUUGCGCGGAAAUUAUGCUGGGGGGUUGAUUGGUCCAAAAUUGAAAUUAGUUUUAGAAAAUUUGGGGUAUGCAACUGAUGAUAAUCCAAAUCCAUACAAACCCACCCCUCUUUAA